Molecule: messenger RNA, 7159 nt
Organism: Pectinophora gossypiella (pink bollworm)
Lineage: Eukaryota; Metazoa; Arthropoda; Insecta; Lepidoptera; Gelechiidae
Product: fatty acid synthase-like
Exons: 39
Coding region: 106-7053 (2315 amino acids)
Biological process (GO): fatty acid biosynthetic process
Molecular function (GO): oxidoreductase activity; fatty acid synthase activity
Source: RefSeq, a predicted model, not a curated record
CUUUGUUACAUAUGUAUAUAUUAAAAGUGAUUUUAAGGAUUCCUUGUCCAAUUUAGUUUUGUUGCUUGAUGCGUUAUUAUAAGCCGUCUUAUUACCUUUUUAAUCAUGGCACCGAAACCCCAAUAUAACAAAAUGACGUACGAAAAUCAGCUGCCUCCGAAGCUGGAUGGAGAGUCUGUAGUGAUCUCCGGAAUGUCCGGAUUAUACCCGCAGAGCCAUAGCGUCAAGGAGCUUUCGGAUGUAUUGUAUAAUAAGGUAAAUCCAGUGACGGCAAGUAAACCUCGAUGGAAGUACACCCAUCCUGAAGUGCCUCCGUACAAUGGAGUAAUACCAGACCUGGACCGUUUUGAUGCUCAGUUCUUUAAGGUUCAUUAUCGCCAGGCUGUGUCCAUGGAUUCCAUGAGCCGCAAAAUCCUCGAGCAGGCUUACCAAGCCAUAUACGAUGCAGGAUUAGGUGCGGAACAACUUUCUGGAAAGAAAAUUGGGGUUUACAUUGGAUCUUGCUUUUCGGAAUCCGAAAAAGCUAGUUUUUAUGACCCCACAUCAAGAACUGGCUUUGGUAUAUCAGGAUGCAGUAAGACUAUGUUUGCCAAUCGUAUAUCAUACUGGCUGAAUGCUAAGGGCCCGUCGAUGGCAAUAGAUGAAGCGUGCUGUAGCUCGCUAGCUGCAUUGGAGCAAGCUUACCAGGAUAUGAGCCUUGGCGAUUGCGAGGCUGCAAUCGUUGGGGGUGCUAGUUUAUGCCUCCAUCCGCAGUCUUCUGUUCACUACGGAAGAAUUAUUCCCUUGUGUAAAGAUGGUAAGACUAAAUCAUUUGACGAAUCCUGUGACGGCUGUGCAAGGUCAGAAGCUGUAAACGUGUUGUUUCUCCAAAAGGCAAAAAAUGCUCUACGCAUCUACGCCCACGUUCUGCAUGUGAAAAAUUCAUUUACUUCAGUCCUGCAAAGUGAAAAGGGACCUAGGUUUGGUUUAGUUAGGGACCCUAAAGACAUGGCGCAUUUUAUUAAACAGUUUUACGACGAAGCAAAUGUACCACCGAAUGCCAUUGAAUACGUUGAAGCAUUUGGAUCUGCUUCAGCUGAAGCAGAUAAAGCUGAAUUGGAAGCUAUUGAGGAAGUAUUCUGCCAGGAUAGAACAGAUCCUCUUCUAGUCGGGAGCGUUAUUUCCAACAUUGGGUACACUGAAGCUGCUUCGGGUAUAUCUGCUAUCACCAAGACGGUAUUAGGCUAUCAGAAGGGAGAGCUGGCAGCGAACCUUCACUGCUUGACUCCGCGGCGUGACGUCGCGUCCUUGCGCGACGGUCGCAUGCGUAUCGUUACCGAACACCAACCUUUCCAUUGCUCCUACACUGCUAUCAAUAGCAUCUCUAUCACUGGAGUCAACGCUCACGUCCUUCUUCAUGGUCACUACAAGCCUAAGGAUAUUACACGAUACCAGUCAAGCAUACCACGACUAGUCACUGUAUCCGGAAGGCAAGAGUCAGCCGUUAAGAUAAUUCUCGAUGAUCUAAAAUCCAAAUCUGUUGAUCCCGAAGAGAUUGCCUUAUUACAUAAUAUACACGAACUUAGCCAACCUGGACAUAUGAGCAGAGGCUUCACUAUUCUUGAUACCAACGAAAAUAAUGAAACAGUUUGUCUUAUGGAAAAGUUGGUGUACUUUGACGACGUAAAGCGUCCUCUAUGGUUCGUAUAUAGCGGUAUGGGCUCGCAAUGGGCCGGUAUGGGCGCGCAACUCAUGCGCAUUCCUGUCUUCGCUGCCGCCAUCGAAAGGUGUCAUAAAGUACUGUCUCCAAAAGGCUUGGAUAUAGUUCACAUUAUAACAACAAAUGAUAAGACGAUCUUCGACAAUAUUUUGCAUUCCUUUGUGGGUAUCGCGGCUGUACAAAUUGGUCUUACUGACGUUUUAAAGGAAAUAGGUAUUGUUCCAGAUAAUAUCAUCGGACACAGCGUUGGUGAACUUGGUUGCGCGUACGCAGAUGGCUGUCUUACAGCAGAAGAGAUGAUUCUCUCCGCAUACAGUCGAGGGCUCGUUUCUUUAGAGACUCCUUUCAUCCGGGGUUCUAUGGCAGCCGUCGGUAUUGGAUAUGAACAGGUUGUAAAAUUAUGUCCUCCUGAAAUCGAUGUGGCUUGUCACAAUGGUCCGGACUCGAGCACCAUUUCAGGCCCAGCGGACGCGAUGCGCGAUUUCGUUGCCCAGCUGACUUCACAAGGCAUUUUCGCCAAGGAGGUCCCUUGCUCCAACAUUGCUUACCAUUCACGGUACAUCGCCGAAGCUGGUCCUAAACUAUUGCAAUACUUAAGUGAAGUAAUUAAAGACCCUAAGCCACGUAGCGAACUCUGGCUGUCGUCAUCGGUACCGCAAGAUCGUUGGGGUGAAGCCAACCCAAAGUUAUGCUCUGCGUGGUACCACACUAAUAAUUUACUCAGUCCUGUACUCUUUGAAGAAACUUCCCGCAUGAUACCAGCAAAUGCAGUACUGGUAGAAGUAGCACCCCAUGGUUUGCUGCAAGCCAUUUUGAAACGCUCGCUGUCUUCCGAUUGUCGCCACAUACCUCUUACCAGGCGUGGACACCCGGACAACGCGCUCCUUGUUCUUGAAGCCAUUGGCAAAUUACACAUGGAGGGUUUUAAUCCCAAGGUGAAAGAAAUCUACCCAAAAGUUGAAUUCCCGGUUUCAACGGGUACACCAAUGCUGUCGCAUCUGAUUGAAUGGAGUCAUAUCGAAAAAUGGACACUGCCACUCUAUGUAACUGCAGCCAGAAAAUCCGCUGCAGUUUGCAAUUUCAUCAUUUCAAUUCAUGACGACGAGCAUGCCUAUCUGCAAGGAAAUAAAAUAGGAGGUAAACUGCAGUACCCCUUUGCUGCUACGCUAGUAGCAGUUUGGGACACUCUAGCCAUGGCAUCAGGAAUGAAAAAGAAGGAAUUGUCAGUACAAUUCCGCGAUGUGCACUUGUUUUCGCAACCCGCUCUACAUGACCAGAGACAUUUACAGUUAACCGUUACAUUCCAUAGAGGCACAGGAUGCUUUGAGGUCAUGAAUGGUUUGUCAAGAGUUGCUACUGGAUUUAUCAGCACUGAAAUUAACCAAGAAAACGCUGUUGAAGAUAGUUUACCAGAAUCGAAUAGUUUCGAUAUUAAUUCUGAUGAGGUAUAUGAAAUGCUAAAAGAAAGAGACUAUUUUUAUACACACGAUUUCCGUAGUAUUCAUAAAACAAAUACCUCAUUCACAAAAGCACAGAUUGUAUGGAAAAACAACUGGGUGACGUUUAUAGACGGUUUGCUGCAACUAAAUGCAUUCAGGCAACCACAUUGUUCCGUAUCGCAGCCGAGUCAUAUCCACAAGAUUGUUAUUGACGUCGAAGCUCACUCCAGUAUCAACUUCGAUCAGGCAGCUAAAAAAACGAUUCUUACUGCGGAUCUGUCUCCUAUACAUAGUUACACAAGAUGUGGUGGAGUGGUGAUGAACAGAAUUGAAUUUUACGACCUGCCGCCACUAGCGUCUAAGCCGGUAGAUUUGAAGAGCUACAAAUUUGUUCCUCAUUUCAGUUCUGAUUGCCAAAAUCUCGUUGAAAUAUUCAGCAUAUAUUUACAAAUGGCAGCAGAGAAUUCCAACCAGAACACAAUAAAAGUAGUAGAAAUAUCAAAUCAGAAUGAAAAAGUCAUUAAAGACAUUGUUGCCCUUUUAAAAGAUGUUCCUGAGAGUAAUAUAUUAUACAAUCAGGUAGACGUAGAUAGUAUUCAGCAACGACAGAAAGUUUUAAAUGCUGAUGUUGUUCUCGUAACUAACCUAUCUCUGGAUAACAACGUAUCUAAAUUAUUGCAACGAGUCCUUCGCCCUGGAACUUUCAUUAUAAACGGAGAAAGGAUUGGUGAAAAGCGUCAUUUACCUUCAGAUUUAUACCAAAUUUUAUGCGCCAACAGCGUUGGUAAAGCUCUCUUAGAGUUUGCCGUAUGGAAACCCACUCCAAAGGAAAGCUUUACAGUGUAUUUUGUUGUAAAUUCGGACAUAGACCUACCGAAAUUAUCUGCGAAACGGGAAACCUUAUCAAACAGUGAUAAACUAUUAGUUCUCACCACUUAUCCUCCAGUUGAAGGUUUAAAAGACCUUGUAAAAAAAUGGAGACAUGAAGUUAAUAACAAUCAAGUAUAUCUAGCUCAAGUUUCUGGAAACGAGAAACUAGAACAAUUCCCAAUUAAAAGUUUGAACUUAAAUUUUGCAUUUAACAUUUUAAACAACGGUAUCUGGGGCGGAGAAUAUUACGUCUCAUGGCAAGAAAAUGUAGCCCUUGAACGAGGAAUGACCCUGCAAAGUGAUACGAUUGGUGAUCUAGAUUCUUUGCACUGGGUUGAAGUACCUGAACCAACUGGUACUGGAAUUAAAGUUACUGUUCGUUACGCCGGGAUAAACAACUUUGAUGUGAAGAGGGCGACUGGACUCAUUCCCAAGCAGGAUAACCUCGAUGGAUAUUGUUACGGAAUGGACUUCAGUGGAACUACUGACAGUGGCGACCGCGUGAUGGGUCUGGUUCCCAACGGAGCUGCAAGUGGGCGGGUCAUAGCGUCCCCAGAACUGCUAUGGCCAGUUCCGGCACAUUGGACUCUGGAGGACGCAGCCACCGUGCCGCUUGCCUACGCGCAGGCCUUCUACUGCCUCGGUAUUAAGGCUCAACUAUGCCCAGGCAUGACUGUGCUCGUACAUGGUGGAGCGGGAGCACUAGGUCAAGCAGCCAUAUCAAUAGCACUAGCUCAACAAUGUCAAGUAUUCGCUACUGUUAGCACUACUAGAAAGAAACACUUCUUGAAUAAGUUAUUCCCUGAACUAAAAGCGCACCACAUCGGAAAUUCUCGUGACGAAAGUUUCGGAGACAUGGUUUUGCGAGCUACUAAGGGUAGAGGUUGCGAUAUAAUUAUCAGUGGUGUACAAGGCGGCCUUAAAAAUACUACCUUGAAUUGUGCCUCGUUUUGUGGUAUUACUUUUGACACUGUUCAAGCUCACACAGAAGAUGAUUACACUUUUGGCAUGUUUUACAUGACAAAACAAAGGUCCUAUAUUCUUAUUGAUUUUGCGAACAUAUUUGACUGCGAGGAGGAUAUACAGGCUCUACAGAAGAUGAUGAGCGAGGGAAUCGCACGUGGAUACGUCCGUCCGUUGUCCCGCGUGACGUAUGCCCCUCAGGAUGCAGCCAGGGCUUUCCGUCUGUUGGCUGCUAGCAAACACCGCGGCCGGGUUCUGCUGCGCUUGAGGGAGUCCAUCAUUGCUGCCCAGCCUAGAAUUUACUGCCCGGAAAACCACAGCGAUGUAGUAUUUUGCGAUUCUGAAGGCUUUGGUUUGCAGCUUGCUGGUAGACUUGUGAAGAGAGGUACCAAAAAAUUGCGUCUGCAUUGCUCGCUACCUUUGCCAAAGAACCUGUACUUUAAAGUAAACAAUUGGCGCAAGGAAGGAAUUGUGGUUGAAGUGUCAACUGAAAAUCUUGCUACAUCUAGUGUGAUAAAUACAUUGAGUGAUGCUAUUCGUAUGGGACCUGUUGGAGGCAUCUACUUGUGUAUUUCUAACUCUUCUGUCAAUCGCAUGAGUAAUAUCGUAUCGACGUUGGAUUCUGCUUCAAGAAAAAAAUGCCCAUCUUUAAAAUACUUUGCAAUUCUAAACACAAGGGAUUCGACGGGCCAAACUGUGUGUUUAAAUCGAGCUCGGGAUAAUUUACCGGGUACUCUGUUACGUCUUCCUUCAUGGCCAGAGUUACAAAUGUCGCGGCGAGGAAUUUUAGAUGCUAUAGAGAAGGGUUUGCACUCCGCUCAGCGAGUACUUUUGGUGCAAACUCUAAAUCAUUCGCAGCCAUCUCUUCUUCAACAAUUAGCUGUGGUCGCAGAUAUUGAGAUUCCCAAUGACAACGAGGAAUUAACUGAACUAAAGAAUUUAGGGUUGGACAACUCUAAGGCACAAACAGUUUGUGCUUUCUUGCAUCAUAACCACAACAUUUCAGUGAAAGACAAUGAACUGCUCCACUUUACUGCACAGAAGUUAAAAAUGCUGGAAGAUAGACUGGUGGAACCAGAUUUUAAAAAUGUUUCGGGACUGGAAACUUUCUUCUCCUACGUUGACUCCGAUGAACUUUUAGCAUCUACACCGAUCGUAUUCUUACCAACACUUGUCAAGAAUUCUAAAGUGCGAGACGAUGAGUUAGACUCAAGUCAGACUUACUUAAGCAUAGUCCCUGGCCUCGAAGGUCACCAUGAAAGAUUCCGUACAUUAUGUGAAAGACUCAAGUUGUCAGCUGUAGUACUACAACCAGGCGUGGAAUACUUAAACGAAACGCUUCAAGAAACGGCACAAAGAUAUACCCAGACUCUCCUUAAAAAGAUUCAAGUGAAAAAUAACUUCUAUCUAGUGGGUUACGAAAGUGGAGUCAAGGUAGCUCUUGAAAUAGCUGCCAAUUUGGAAAAAGAAGGUUUAACGGGCACAGUAUAUUGUCUAGGAGGCACGCCUGAGGAACUAGAAGCAACAAUUAAUGAAAAACUUGGUGAUUUCGAUACUGACGAAGCAUUCCAAAAUGCUUUGGUGCGCCAUAUGUCCGAACUGAUGGCGGAAGGUGUUUCUGCCGAACUUGACGUGGCAUUGAAAGGUGCUUCUAAUUGGCAGGAGAAACUUAACGCAUGUGUCAAUACAUUGCUGGGACGGGUAUCUCACUCAAAGCAGUACACACGGUUGAUAAUAGAGUCUGCUUUUGCUCGCGUUGAACAAAUGCGCCGCGGAAAAGUACAAGCGCGUAAACUUCAAUCACGUAUUGUAGUACUGCGAGCGGCAUCGAAUAGCCUCAUCUCUUCCACGGAAGAAAUUCAACGCUACUCCCAGAAACCCAUUGUUGUGUACAACCUACCGAACAGUCUGGCUCACUUUGCAAAGGACCCACGAUGUGCCGCCAUCAUUAACCGUCACUUCGAUGAAGAAGUGCUUCAGACGUUUGAAAAUAGAAAUCUUUGCGACACCUACUUACUGAACGCCGACGUAUUCAUAACAAAGACUAGUUAUGAAGAGGAGGACAGUAAUGAAACACAAUAAAAUGAAUACUAGGACAGGCCAAUAAGUAUAAUUUAAAUAACGUGUUUGGCAUUUUUUCUUAUCUACACUACAAUAAAAUAUAUUUAUUGUAUAUAAUGACUAAUUA